CUUGCGUUGUUUACAAUCCAUCUCCAAAACCCACUUCAGCGAGGAUCGAAUUCCACACACCUAGUGUAUAUCCACACCCGUACUGCAAACCCUUGGUAGAUCCCUGUCACACCAAGCCCCUUGACUUCUUUUCUCGGACCUUUUGCAUGGACAAUACAUUCUACUUAAAGCAUGCCGGUCCCAAAAAGCCUCUUUCUUAGCAUGAAUGCCCUCGUCCCUUCCCUCUACUAGGCUUCCCGCUUCCAGGUUCUUACUUCUUAAUUCAUUUUUUUUACUUUUUCCAGCUCCGCUUAACUAAACCUGGUGUUGAGUUGGCGAGACCACCACACACCCCCAUCCCUCCAACACCAAAACUAAUUCAAGCACACCACGCAUCAACCAAAGCCACUUUUUUUUCUUCACAAGCUCCUGUUUAAAGAUCUUUUUGACUCGCGGCUGUGCCCUUGUAAAAAUCCUCCUCUUGUUCCUAUUUCCAACCUUCAAAAAUCGGGCCCUCCUCCGCUUUCACUCACUCACUCCACCCUCAGCGUCUAUCUUUGACCACCAAACCACCGGAUCUGUCCAGACUUCAGACAAAAAGAAUAGACCGUCCUGUCGUUCACUGACUUGAAAAAUAACAAAACCUUCUUCGUCCUUCGUUUCGACAUUCACACCCUCUUCCCUCCCAAACCAUUCUCAUCCUCUUCUUUUUUGGAAGUCAUUGUUACUAUUCAUCGGGCUGAGCCUUUUGUUCUGUUCUUGCGUUCUUCAUUUUAAACACAUCUUGAUACCCGUCUUCUUUUCGACGACAACCAGCCAAAACAACCCGGCUCCACAACACAAAGACAAAAAUCCGACAAGAUGCAGUCCCCCACUCGCUUCCAGUCCAUCGCGGCCAGGUUCUCGUCCGAGAAGAUCCGCACCUCUUUCCGCCGCCGCUCGUCGGCCUCAUCCCGCACCAGCGCCAGCAGCAACAGAAGUUCCUACUCGUCGGCCUCCAUGUCGCCAGUCACCACCAUCAACAGCAUCAUAGUGCGCCAGCCCUCAAUCGUCGGCCUUGAGGAGGAGCGCAAGAGCUUCGGCAGCGAGCUCAGCAUCCUCGAGCCAAGGCCCAUCGUCUACUGGGGCGGUGUUGAGGAGCGCAUGGGCCGCUUUUAGAGAGCCAGCUGUGUUAUUGUGUGACGAACCAAUGCCAUGAAAGGCCCUCGGACCUGAACGGCUGAGCGGGCUGCCGCUACUGUCCUGCACGGCGCAUGAUGUGACAUUCAGCACGAGCACUACAGCAAACGCAUGCCCUCGGCUCUUACACACGAGAAAAAUGCUCCAACCUGGAACAGCAACUUGGCGAAAAAGCACGAAAGCAUUACAUCAAAUAUUGGGGGGAUUUUUGUUCCUCCACACCAUUCACAUUUCUUCUUUGCAGGCUGAGGGGAAAACGAGAGAGACAAAAAGAAAAUAAAAACUCUCCUUAGUCUGCUGGCGCGCGGUGCACGCAACGACUCGGAUAUUUACGAACACACAUGACCAGCCUCAAAACAAUCGUCCGAGUGAUGACUUGGGGGAAGCUUCGAUUCCCACGACCAAAAGCUUAAACCUUGUCAGGCCGUACCUGGAUCCAGACCUUCAUCAAGAGACGACGGGCAAAUAAAGAAAAAAAGUUUGCACGGCAGUUUGACUCGACGUCGCUUGUCACGCGUUGCCUUUUCUUGACUUUUCUUUUGCUUCUUAUCUAAACUUUUUACAUGAUUCUUGUCCUUCCUUUAUUCUACUAUUACCCCCUACCACGCUGCAAUGACGAGUAACAUAACAACUAUGACUUUUGGUCCGGGGUUUUUUGGUGGAAAUCUGUCUUUUUUUUCUUAUUGCUUGGGUUUGGUAAUACCUCCUUUUUUAGGGCGCGAGGAAGACUAGUACUCGAGGCGCAUGGGCGUUUUCUUUUUAUACUUGAUUUGGAUGUUUUUAUUUGGAGCGUGAGCAGAUAGACCAAGAAGCUGCGUUUUCCUUGUGGCCCAUGGUCUCCUGGCACAAGAAAAAAAAACGAAAAAGUACAAGACACAAUACAAGGAACCCAGAACUGUCUGUCAGUUUAUCCACAUAAAUAUUUUUUUCUCGUUCGCCGCUUCUAUGUUGACGCAAGUAUAUCCCACGCGGUGUGUUUUU
Pyricularia oryzae 70-15 is the source of this 2139-nucleotide messenger RNA. RefSeq lists its product as uncharacterized. NCBI's taxonomy places the organism in Eukaryota, Fungi, Ascomycota, Sordariomycetes, Magnaporthales, Pyriculariaceae. The transcript has a single exon. The record is from RefSeq and is a predicted model, not a curated record. Bases 841 to 1137 code for a protein of 98 amino acids.